GCACUCAGCUCCUCUCUGCCUCACCACAAGGGCUUUCUGAGGGGCAGCAGGACAGUUCUCUGUAGCGUUGGCUAGAUUCACCACAGGGAGUGUGUGUAGUGUGGCAAGUCAUUUAGAGAGUGUGGAAGGUCACAGAGGAGAAAGGGUGUUAUUUGGGAUCUACUGGUUGUUGAUAUAAGCAACACCUGUCUGUGGCAUACACCUGUUCUCUAAUCAAAUGACGAUACGGCGUUUCUCCUUCACAGGGAACCGACGACUGAAUCUCUUGUCCUACAAAGGCUUCCUGCAGUUUAAUGGGAGCUGUGGAAGUCUCCGUAGCAGUGGGGGCAAAGGUCUGGCACGCUAAGGACAACUGUGGAGGAACACAACCACCGCAACCGCAGCCAUGGAUGACCUGGCCAAUGACUCUGCUGUGCGGCCGCUGCUGUCGGAGGCACGUCUCAUCUACGCCAUCACCGUGCCCCUGUCCACCGCCAUCAUCCUGGCCAACCUGGUCAUCAUCCUGGGCAUCUCCUGUAACCGUCAGCUCUACAAUACCCCAAACUACUUCUUCCUGAGCCUGCUAGUGGCUGACCUGUGUACGGGCGUGGCCCUACCGUUCAUCCCCUGGAUGGGACUCAACCGUCCGCUGAGUUUUAGCUCAUGUCUCCUGGUUCAUAUUUUUCCUAAUUUCUUGUUCCUGGCGUUCCUGUUUAACCUGGUGAUAGUUCAUUAUGAGAGAUACAUGUGCAUCGUGAGUCCGUUACAUUAUAGUAGCUUCUGGGUUCACCGCCGCUUCCCGCUGGUGCUGCUCGCCGUGUGGGCACCGCCACUGCUCUACGCCUCCCUGCCCGCCUUCGGCUGGAACAACCGGGCCGGCCCAGGGUGGAACGGCUGCUGCUCGUUAAACGACACGGGCGCGCUGGGUGCGCCGGUGAACUGUUCCACCGUGGUGGCAGCGGUAGCGGCGCCGGUCGGCUCCGAGUGCUGCUCUUACAGACGGGUCUUCCCCAACGCCUUCAUCUACCUCGAGGUGUACGGGCUGCUGGCGCCUGCCAUCCUGUCCAUCGCGGGCAUGACGGGACGUGUGCUGUGGAUCACCCGGGGCCAGAUGAAGGACAUCUGCCGGCUGCACCGCUCCGUGGCGACCAGGGGGGGCGGUCAGGCCUCGGAACGGGAGCAGCGGCUCAACCUCCGCUACACGCGGUGCGUGGCCGCCGUGUCGCUGACCUUCCUGGCCUGCUGGGUGCCCUACAUCAUCUACAUACACGUCUGCGUGGCGUUUCUGCUCAGCAAGGAGACGCGCGGGAACUCCACCACACACAUCGUGCUGUCGUGCACGGGGAUCGGGAGCAUGGCAGUGAUGCCGCUGGUCCUGGGGCUGGCCAACAGGCAGUACACGGACCCGGUGAGGAAACUCCUCCAUAAACUCAGAGACAGAUGGAGGAGGAGACAGGACUCUGAGGAUAUCUGAGUAGCCAGGACAGGACUGCUCUCACUUUGGGGAUGGACGUGUGGGAUUAUAAAUGGGGAUUAUAGCAUAUGGAUGAUGAAGCAUCCUCUGCUCCUGGAUGAGGGCAGUGGCGCCCCAAGUCUGUGGACUCUAGCUGUAAGGGAGUAGCAGAAAGACCCCAUUCGAGGUACAGGACUGGUAGGGUUGCCCCACCUAUCCCAUGUCUGUCCAUUUAUAGUCACAGCAUUGAAAGCAUGUGUGACUCUUGCCAUUGGGGCGAUUGAGCGCGUUAUGUUUAAAUCCAUCAGUAUACAUGUGUACACUACUUGGGUAGUCAUAAUAAAUUCAAAACAAUCACUGUAAAAGUCACCAAUCUUUCUAUUUUUCAAGUUGAUUGAAUCCAUUAGAGAGAAACAUAAUGUUAUGAAUUAUCAACAGAGACCUCUAUGAUGAUGAACUGGGCUCAUUUGGAUAUGAAAAGAGCAGAUGGGUCGAAUUAAGAUGGAUCUAAUUGACUACUCCAUCAAUUACUACAGCAUCUCAUCUCCUCCCCCUCUCUUUCUCUCUAUCUCCCUCUCUCUCUCUCUCCUCUCUCUCUCCUCUCUCUCUCUUUCCCAUCUCUCUCUCUCUCUCCCUCUCUCUAUUUCCCUCCCUCCCUCUACCUAUCUUUCUCUCUCUCUCACACACUUUCUCUCCCUCCAUAGUCUUUAUCUGGUGCUGGUAUGUGCUCUGAACAGGGGAGAGAGGGGUGUGCUCUGUGCUCCUCCACAGUCCAAAAUACAUCUGGAACACAGGGGAGUGAUUAGAACUCUGAGAUUCUAACAUUUAGAUCACAUUUGAAAAGAGCCAGACAGGAACUGAAGUUCUUUAGGUUACACCAUAUCUGGGAAGAUAAUCAUCUUUCCAAAAUUGAAGUGAAAACAAGAAUGGUUCUUUCAUUGUCUGCCUAUUUGUAAGUCUGUAUCAGUGUGCUAAGAAUCCUUGAUGCAAAAUCUACUGAUUUCUAAUAGCCCUCAAACAGGGUUGGUCAUAUUCACAGUUUAAUGUGCAGUUUAUAACGCUACUUUAUUGCCUACUCGGCAAUUCAAGUAUACAUUUUCUAUGUCUUUGUUGAAACUAUAACUCGUGCAUAUGGGGAAAACAAGAGAACUUUAGUGUGACUAUUCACACAAACUAUUUGACGUGUAAACAUCUUUUCAAAUAGACUAGAGCGUGAGAGAGAGUUAAGUCCGGGUAAGAGCCAGCC
Messenger RNA from Oncorhynchus kisutch (coho salmon), 2678 nucleotides. RefSeq names its product G-protein coupled bile acid receptor 1. Bases 386 to 1453 code for a protein of 355 amino acids. Gene Ontology annotation, cellular component: plasma membrane. Gene Ontology annotation, molecular function: G protein-coupled bile acid receptor activity. The transcript has 2 exons. The record is from RefSeq and is a predicted model, not a curated record. Gene Ontology annotation, biological process: G protein-coupled receptor signaling pathway. Lineage: Eukaryota; Metazoa; Chordata; Actinopteri; Salmoniformes; Salmonidae.